CUGUUUGACUUUGGCCAGGAGGAGAGCGACAGAACAAUGCUUCGCCUGUUUGCUUUGCGUGCGUGUGGGCUGCCAUCACUGGCAGCCCAAGGUGGUCUGAGACUCGGAGCCUUGAGGUCGGGCUUUUCCACGCUCCAGCAGGCACCGAGGGCGCUGCUUCGUCCACAGCCCGUUGUGUCGACGCCGGUAUCAAGGGCACUGGAACUGAAGGAGCUGAUGGGCCAGGUGUCGCAGAUGCGUAUUGUUCCGCCUUCGAUUGCUGAGAGGUUGGAGGAACUACAGGAUGCGCCAGAGAUGAGGGCGGACUCUGUGUUGAGAAAGAGAAGACUCAAGAUGAAGAAGCACAAGCUGAGAAAGAGAAGAAAAGCCCAGAGGGCGCUUAGAAAGAAGCUGAAGAAGGACUGAGGAGUGGCAGCGUGUUCCGCGUGUGUCUCUGUCUCUCUAUUACCAUGUACAUACAACAAAUCACAACGAGUACGCCUGUCACAGGGCGUGCGGUUCACUACAGAUGGGAAUGUA
Messenger RNA from Williopsis jadinii, 519 nucleotides. It is a transcript of the gene QRI5, whose product is annotated as mitochondrial 37S ribosomal protein mS38. The transcript has a single exon. The record is from RefSeq and is a predicted model, not a curated record. Gene Ontology annotation, biological process: mRNA processing. NCBI's taxonomy places the organism in Eukaryota, Fungi, Ascomycota, Saccharomycetes, Phaffomycetales, Wickerhamomycetaceae. Gene Ontology annotation, cellular component: mitochondrion. The coding region runs from base 37 to 405 and encodes 122 amino acids.